Molecule: messenger RNA, 2192 nt
Organism: Elaeis guineensis (African oil palm)
Lineage: Eukaryota; Viridiplantae; Streptophyta; Magnoliopsida; Arecales; Arecaceae
Source: RefSeq, a predicted model, not a curated record
UCCUCUUUAAUUGCCCCGCUAAAUUCGCACCUCCUCGCCAGUCGCAAACCAUGGCUGUACAUUUACCAACAAAAGCCAUGGCUAUACGCCUCCUCCUCCUCCUCUCCGCCGCCGCCAUUGCCGUCGCUGGUGUCGAAUCCGACUCCCUCCUCCGGUUCCUUUCCGAUCUCGGCUACACCGUAUCCGGCGAUCCCUGCCUCACCCUGGGCGUCACCUGCGACGCCAGCGGCGCCGCCACCCGCAUCACCCUCCCCGACGCAGGCCUCGCCGGCUUCCUCUCCCCCGCCGUCGGCCGUCUCCCAGCCCUUCGCGAGCUCUCCAUCCCCGGCAACCGCCUCUCCGGUGGCCUCCCCCGCGAGCUCGCUCGCUGCCGCGCCCUCCGCGUGCUCGACCUCCGUGGCAACCGCCUCUCCGGCAACGUCCCCCGCGAGGUCGGCUCCCUCUCCAACCUCCGCUCCCUCGACCUCUCCUCCAAUCGCCUCUCCGGCAACAUCUCCUUCCUCCGCCGCUUCCCCUACCUCGAGAACCUCUCCCUGGCCGGCAACCUCUUCUCCGGCCCCGUCCCCCGUUCUCUCAAUUCCUUCCCCAAGCUCCGCCAUCUCGACCUCUCAAACAACCCCAGCCUCGUCACCCAACCAGCCUCUGAUAACUCCCCCAGGCGUCGGAGCCUUCUCCCGAACCGAUACAUCUUCGCCGAGAAUGCCACCAAAGCUCACAAUUCAACCAACAAUUCUUCAAGAAAGGGCAAUUCUUCAUCCACUGCCACCGCGCCGGCACCGGCGCCAUCAUCGUCGCCUUCGCAUCAUCAUCACAAGCACAAGCACCGGGUGCGAAACUGGAUCAUCGGCUUCCUUGUCGGCUCGGUAGCCGGCGUAGUCUCCGGUCUCAUUCUUUCCGUCCUUUUCCGACUCCUGAUCAAUUGCAUCCGGGGCCGGUACAAGAAUCCGGGAGGGCCAUCCAUCUUCAGCCCAAUCAUCAAGCGAGCCGAACACCUCGCAUUCUUGGAGAAGGAGGACGGACUCGCUUCUUUGGAGGUCAUCGGCCGGGGCGGUUGCGGCGAAGUCUACAAGGCCGAACUACCCGGUACGCCAGAGAGACCCGGAAGGGCGAUCGCUAUCAAGAAAGUCAUGAGAAGGAACAUUGACAAUACUGAACCUACUGAUGAGGAGAGCAAGCUGCUCGACAAGUGGAUGCGGCAGAUUCGGUCGGAGAUUCGGACCGUUGGCUAUAUCCGUCACCGGAAUUUACUCCCGCUGCUAGCUCAUGUUCCCCGACCGGAUUGCCAUUACUUAAUCUAUGAAUACAUGAAGAAUGGAAGCCUUCAGGAUGUGCUUAAGGAGGUCUGGGAGGGCCGGCGAGAGUUGGAUUGGCUCAUGAGGCACAAGAUAGCAACUGGAAUCGCCGCUGGCUUGGAGUAUCUUCACAUCCACCACAAGCCUCAGAUAAUUCACAGAGAUCUCAAGCCAGCAAAUAUUUUGUUGGAUGAUGACAUGGAGGCGAGAAUAGCAGACUUUGGCUUAGCUAAGGAGAUGCCUGAUACCAACACUCAUAUAACCACCUCGAAUCUUGCCGGGACCGUGGGAUAUAUUGCACCAGAGUAUCACCAGACGCUGAAGUUUACAGCAAAGUGCGAUAUCUACAGUUUUGGAGUGAUUUUGGCGGCUCUGGUGAUUGGUAAGACGCCAUCGGAUGACUUCUUCCAGGAAACGCAUGAGAUGAGCUUGGUGAAGUGGGUGAGGAACAUGAUGAACUCGCCAAACCCGCGGGCGGCGAUAGAUAAUAAGCUGGUGGGGAAUGGGUUUGAGGAGCAGAUGUUGCUGGUGCUUAAGAUUGCUUGUUUUUGCACAGUGGAUGAGCCGAAGGAGAGGCCCAACAGUAAGGAGAUCAGGUCUAUGCUAUCCCAAAUAAAGCACCGCUAAGUUUGGCAGGGAGGAUAUCAUAAAGCUAGUGGAAGGUUUGGCCUUCUUGUGCGUGUUUUUUCUUUUCUUUUUUUUUGUUUGUAGCCUUAUUGUGCGUGUUGAAGUCAUGGUGGUGGGCAUGAAAAAGUUGACCACGAUUGGCAAGAAGCAUUACCAGGAGAAUUAAUGUAUUAAAAUAUGAAUCCUACUUGGACUUUUCGUUACAACUGUACCUUGUAUUAUAUAAAUUAUAUGAAUAUAUGAAUGCUCCUCGCAAUAUGCUUUUCCACAAAA